Molecule: messenger RNA, 5744 nt
Organism: Tachysurus fulvidraco (yellow catfish)
Lineage: Eukaryota; Metazoa; Chordata; Actinopteri; Siluriformes; Bagridae
Gene: cep162
Product: centrosomal protein 162
Exons: 26
Coding region: 241-4317 (1358 amino acids)
Biological process (GO): cilium assembly
Cellular component (GO): centriole; centrosome; axonemal microtubule
Source: RefSeq, a predicted model, not a curated record
CGUGCGACUGAGUUUGCAGAGAAGCAGAAAAGAAGAAGAACCAACGAGCUUAAAAGUGAUUACGCGGUUACUGUAACAACACAACAAAAGCAAUAAUGUGUUAAACCUGCAGUCACAUGUGUGUAUUGUGGAGCGUUUGGUUUUAACAAGCGAUAAUAACGUGAUAGUUAAAAAGCGCGCGGUUUGAGCGUCCUGUUUGUUGUAUGAGGAGGGAGGGAAUGUUAUCAGCCUGAUCUACAAAUGGCUUAUCGACUCACACAGGAGGAGCUGGAUCAACAGUUUGAACAGUUCUUGAAAGAGUCAGUGUCUGAUGACUCGGUUGAUUUGGGCAGCAGCUCCAAGUGUCCCAGCGUUUUGGAUAACCUUGGUAAGGCAUCUCAUCAGCAUCAGGAGAAGCAAAGACAGACUUCAGUGCCUUGGUGGCAGGAAGACGAAGACAGUGAGACUCAGGGAAAAGCUCUUGGGAAGACCUUCCGCAAAUCCUUAAGGAAGUCCCAAACCAUCCAAGAGGUUGAUGAAGAUCAGGCAAAAGUGCGAUGCUUUCAUGAUGAGCACAGAGGAGAGGCGGACAUGUUCAGCCGAGACAGUCUAGAGCCAGAGGAUUCACUAAAGAUAUAUGGCUCUGCACAGAGUGCUGCUGCUUUGGGCUUGCAAACUCUGAAUGAGGAAAUGGAGCAAGCAAUUGUUUUAGCUAGCGAGUCUGUACCUGAUGAGUCAAGACUGAACAAAGACCAGGAUGUCUCUUUGACAAAGCGGAAUCAAAGUGUAGACGAAGAAAGAGAUUUGGGUUCUGUGAAAGACACUUCAGCAUCCCUUGCUUACAGCGAUGAUUUUGAAGAUGAGGCAAGUGAUAAGGAACCUGAAGAGAAGAAGCCAGAAAGACGUGGGAUGCUGGCAAAAGUGUCCCUGCACGAUUCUCUGAACUCCACGGAUGGCGCUCUAGUGCCUCUAUUGUGCAACGAUGCAGGAGAGAAAACCGAAUACCCUGACUCCAGAAUGGCACAGGCAUCAGGACCAGGCACCACAGGACUGUCAUAUGGUCAAAGUGGAGCGAGUGACAUGGAGGCUCUGCAGGAGGCCUACAUGCAGAUCACUCACUCAGCGGGCAAGUGUGAGGAGCAGGAGGCGGAGCGUAGUAGGAGUCCCUCCUCUCUCUCCAAUCCAGAAUGUUUGAAAAGAACCACACAGCAUGGGUCCACUACAGAAUCAGAUUUACCCACUGCUGAAGAACUGAUGCGUGCUAUUGGACCAGAUUCAGGAAUCACUAUCGGCUUGUGUUUUGAUGCCCUAAGAGAAUCAGCUGUAGACAAGAAGGAUGAAAGUUUGGAUUCAGGCAGCCACAUUACAAGAGCUAAUGCUAAGCACGCUCCUCUGGCUCUCAGAGAAGCAGAUAAUGAGGACCCUGAAGCAAUGGAGCCAUAUCAAACAUCAUCCCAUCACAGACACUGGAGCAUUACAGAGCAGGUGAAAAGGCUCAUGCAGGAGCAGGAUUACUUCCCUGAGGUCCCUCCUGUUGCCUCUGGCAGAGCCAAGAAGUCUCAGGUUCCAUGCAGGUCCAUUCCCACAGCCUCUGGAAAAGCUUCAGUCCCAUCUGUGAAAAAUAAGAAAGCUGACAUCAAGCCAUUACUCAAAGCCUCUACACCAACCAGACCCAACAGUUUAGCUAAACCUCCAUCUCCACUGACUCAAAGAAAGCAUCAAAACCAGACCUCAAAAAAGAUGUCUUCUCUUAGUCAAACACAUAUUGUCAAAGGUCCAGAAUCCAGUUUUAAGGUAAGCAAUGAACUUGUUGCUUCAAUACAGUCCAUUGCCACCUUUUUACAACACAGAAUAGAAGCAGAUAGUCCCAACUCUGGCUGUACGGAGCAGUCAAUACAACAGGCAAAACAGAGCAAAAGGGAGAUGGAGGAAGGAGGAGCUGAAGCCAGAGGCCAUGGCCUUCCAUUGGAGUACUCCUCAUUGGAGCGUAUACAUCUGCAGCUGGCUGAGAAAGAGAGCGAAUUUCUCCUCAGAGAGAAGCAGCUCCAGCAGAUUCACAGCGAGGAGAUCAGUGCUCUCAAACAGGAGAAUUACAUGUUGCAGAGCAAGUUGCACAGUGCAGAAGAGACAAUCAAGAAGCAGCGAUGGAGUUUUGUCGAGGCCUCAGACUCGGGUAAAGAUGAGAAACUGAGACUGAUUGAGAGAGAGUUGAAGGAGCAGGAGACUCUAAUUCAAGGCUACCAUGUGGAGAAUGAAAAAUUGUACCUGCAGAUGAAGGCCCUUCAGGCACAAAGUAAGCAAAAUGAAGAGGCUAUGUUUGCAGAGAAUCAGAAGUUGCUCACUGAAUUAGCCAUCACUAAGGAACAGUUAAAUAAGAGCAGUAAGGAGAAGACAAUGGGAAAUAUAGGCAAUGGAUGCAAUUUCCAUGGAUGCAAUGUUGCUGAACUAUUGGCUGAGCUACAGACCGCACAGAAAAGGGAAUCACAGCUACAGGAAGAAAGCCGCAGAUUGAAACAAGAGAAACAGUCUCUGCAUGUGGACUUGCAGAUGGUGAAAAAAGAGAGAGACUUGGCAAAAGCCCAAUUGAUCUCUAAUUCAGGUGAUAAAGGUUUUGAGUUGAAGCUGCUAGAGGACAGGCAUAAGGAAGAGGUGGCUGCACUAAAGAAGAGACUGCAGUGGUAUGCUGAGAAUCAGGAGCUGCUGGACAAAGAUGCAGCCAGACUCAGAUCAGCUAAUGCAGAGACACAGAGACUAACUGAGCAGGUGGAGAAACUGAAGAUGGAGGUAGCAAAGCAAGCUAACCAACAGCAGAAGAAAGUGAAGGAGAGGUCUGCAGAGGCCAGGAGAGUACAGGAUCUUGAGCGGCAGGUGAAAGAAAUGGAGGAGGUUCUCCGCCGUAGGCACCCAAACUCUUUGCCUGCACUGAUGUUUGCUGCAGCAGCUGCUGAUGGAGAAAGCGGAGGCGAGAAUCUUUCUGCAGCUCGUCAGCCCUCUUAUUCUGCCGCCCUGCUGGAAAGACGCAUCCACAGACUAGAGGCUGAGCUUGAGAACCGUGAUGAGGAAGGCAAACGCUCACUCCGAGCCAUGGAGCAGCACUUUCAGAGGAUCAAGCUCCAGUAUGAGCAGCAGAUCUCUGAUUUGGAGCAGCAGAUAGCUGAGCAAGGUUCAGGGUGUCAUAAGUGCUCAUCUAAGAAGUCAGAGACUCAGUCUUACACAGUGGAGGAGCUGGAACAACCUAAGGAACUGCCCCAGAGUGAAGUACACACUCUAACGUCCAAUGUGGACACUUUAAAAGAGCAGCCCCAGCAGCUUCAUUCCUCAGCAGAGCACGAAAAGCCCUCUCGACACCAGAAGCAAACAGAAGCAGCACACAUCACCCGGAUGGAGCGCCUGAACCUGGAGCUUGCUACCAAGAGUCGCACCAUCCAGGAGCUGAAGCGUACUGUGGAGAGGCUGCAAAGAGAGAGGAAGAGCAUGUUAUUUAGCCCAAAAUACCAAAGUUCCAGAGCUCUGUCCAAACAGACCGGCAAAGAGCAGUCCAAUGUACUGGUUGAGACUUUCCCAUCUACACAGGAUGAGAGAGACUAUCAGCCUGGAGUUUUUUCAGGCUCUCAUAUUUCCGAGGUACAGCAGGAGAAUGAAAGGCUGAGGGUAAAACAGGAGCAGCUGGAGUAUCAGUGGUUAGAAGAAAGAACCUCACUUCAGGCUGCUGCCACACAAGCACAUGCGGAACUCCAGAGGGCUCAGGAACAAAACCUGGAACAGUUGAACUUGCUCAAAGCUGACCACCAAAGAGAAAUAGAGCGUCUGGUGGCCAGCCAUGCCCUGGAGCACUCCUCUUCCAAAGUAGCUGAACUCACAAAUCAAGUGAAAUCACAGGAGGUCAUGGUACUGCAUUUGCGUGAGCAACUGAAGGAGCUACAAAGAAAUAAAGAGGCACUUGCUUUGUCUAAACUCAGAGAGGAAACCUUACAAAACCAACUGACCAAGCUUUUAGAUGAGCUGAAGCAGGCAAAAGAGGCCCACAGUCCACAGCUGAGACACUUUGCUAGUUUGGAACACAAAAUCCAUAACAUGGAGGUCCGAUACAAUCAACGUGAGCAGGAACUACAGCAGAUGAUCAUUCAGACACGAUUAGUCGUAGAGCAAGAGCAGCAGGCAGAAGUAACACGCUGGAAAAAACUGGCUCAGGGGAAGAGCAGCGAGCUGGAAGCCUUCAGACAGGAGCUGGACUCUAUACUAGAUGUGCUUCGAGAGCUGCAAAAGCAAGGUGUGGUGAUUCCUGCCACUCAAUACUCCUCUGCUGCUGGCUGUAUAUCCCGGACACUCAAAUACUGAUAUAGGGUUCUCUGUAUAACCAAGCAUACUCUCAGGUUUGUCUGGGAGACACUGUUUACAAUGCAAAUCCACUUGAAUACUCUGGACAGUUCCAUCCAUGCUAAUAUAAAUAAAACAUACAGUUUGGAUGAACUGUAAUAGUCCCCGUUAGGGCUAAUUAAUUGGUGCCACAGCAAUAUUUGUUGCAAAUGUGUGUUUUCUUAAAGACAUUGUUACCGGUUAUUCAUAAGCCGGUAGAUAUUACAUUACAAUUUACUUUCAACUGGAAAUAACCACAGUGAACUAUUAAAAGUUGCUUUUUCACACACUCACCAUUUAGUUUAAUAGAAACAACUUCAUAUCUCCAUAUUUAUUUAUACACUUAUCCAACCAGCCAAAGCAUAAAAGCAUGCUAAUGCAGAUCAUGAUCUUUAGUUUAUUUACAUGAAACAAAAUAAUGAGGAAAAAUGCAGUGAUCUGAAUUUAAAUUAUUGUUCAUAGCAGUUUCUGGAAUACCAGCUAAUCUGGUACAAUCACACACAACAGUCUGCACAGAAUUGUACAAAAACCGCAGACUGAAAGAACAUACAUAUUCAAAUAAGCACAAUUUUAGCAUUAGUGAGCAGAAAAGCAUUUCAGUAUGCACAACACAUCAAAACUUGUGGUGGAUUGGUACUACAGCGACAGACCAUACUGGGCUCCACCUCUCUCAGCCAAGAACGGUCAUCUGAGGCACAGCACCAUCCAAACUAGACAUUCAUUCAUUCAUUCAUUCAUUCAUUUUCUACCGCUUAUCUGAACUACUCGGGUCACAGGGAGCCAAGCUGAAUUUCAUUUUAGCCUGAUGGGUCACUUCAGCAACUCACCUGCACUUACACUAGGAUUUGAGUUCAGUCAGCAUGUAAUUUGAAUAAAUUUUACAUUUAGAGCAUUUAUCAUGCAUCCUUAGCCCAAGUGACUUACAUUUUAUAUACAUUUAUACAAUAGAAGAUUAAGGGCUUUGCUCAGGGGCCCAGCAGUGGCAGCUUCGUGGACCUGGGAUUCAAACUUAUGACUUUCUGAUCAGUAGUCCAAUGCCUUAACCACUAGGCAAUCACGGCUCCAUAGUGGAUUGGUCUGCUACAAAACAAGAAUCUGUGUGCAGUUCUUACUUAUCAUUUGUAUUAAAGUGAAAAAAUACAUUUCAUAAGUUUUAAAUACUAGGAAAGUUUUGAUGCACUCUCCCCGUUUGUUGUAAUUUAAAUAGUGGUAAGCUUAAAAUAAAAGUUGAAAAACAUGCAAUUGUACAGAGCCACAGUUGAAAUGUGAUAAUGCUGACAUUUCUCAUUGUUUUAUUUAUUUUGAAUUAGCAUUAUUGUUGUAAAAUAUACUUAAACUUCUGUGUGUAUUUGAGUUUUGUGACUGUAAAGCAACAGGUUUGCUGAAUGUAUUAAAGCUACUUCACAUCA